This is a messenger RNA of Candoia aspera, 1530 nucleotides long. RefSeq names its product RGP1 homolog, RAB6A GEF complex partner 1 (gene RGP1). Gene Ontology annotation, cellular component: Golgi membrane; Ric1-Rgp1 guanyl-nucleotide exchange factor complex. The transcript is spliced from 8 exons. Gene Ontology annotation, biological process: retrograde transport, endosome to Golgi. The coding region runs from base 13 to 1179 and encodes 388 amino acids. The record is from RefSeq and is a predicted model, not a curated record. NCBI's taxonomy places the organism in Eukaryota, Metazoa, Chordata, Lepidosauria, Squamata, Candoiidae.
CCCGGCGCGGCCAUGAUCGAGGUGUCGGCGGCGCUGCUGCGGGGCGCCGCGUUCCUGGCCGGGGAGGCGCUGGAGUGCCUGGUGACGCUGCGCAACCCGCUCCCGCCCGACGCCACCUCCGCCUCCAGUGAAAUGCUGGCCUGGGCCAGUGCUCAGAUCCACUGCCAGUUGCAUGCCAGCGAGAGCCGGGUGGCUCUGCCUCCUUCAGAAGACACCAGCUAUGACGCCCAGGCAGAAAAUGAGACCGUCUUUGUGCCCAACAGAGGGGAGCGGGGUCAGUGCAUCCUGUCAACACCCCCAAAGAUCCUCUUCUGUGACCUGAGGCUGGAUCCUGGCGAGUCCAAAAGCUACUCCUACUGCGAGACGCUGCCGGUGGACGGGCCGCCCUCCUUCCGUGGUCAGGCGGUGAAGUAUGUCUACAAGCUGACCAUUGGCUGCCAGCGGGUGAACUCUGCUAUCAAGCUCCUCCGGGUCCCCUUCCGAGUGCUGGUGCUCCAGGGGCUCAGAGACUACCCUUUCCCCCAGGAUGAGGCUGUCGCCCCCUCCAACCCGUUCUUGGAGGAGGAAGAGGGCGGUGUGAAGAAGUCCUCCCAGCUGGCAGACCUGGCCACAGAGCUCCUGAUGGUCGCUACUUCACGGCGGAGUUUGCACCUGUUCAACAUCAGCAACGCCCGGGGUCGCGUGGCCACCUUUUGCAUCUUCAAGACCAUUUAUAAGAUCGGGGAGGAUGUGGUUGGGACGUUCAGCUUCUCUGAGGGGGAUACGCCUUGUCUGCAGUAUCUGGUGAGCCUGCAGACGGAGGAGCGGGUCCAGGAGGCCUUUCAGCGCCGGAAGGGGCAGGCUGCCUCCUACAGCACCCAUGCCCGGCACCAGGAAGCCUGCCUGCAUACCACCCGGACCAGCUUCAGCCUGCCCAUCCCACUCAGCUCGGCUCCAGGGUUCAGCACCAGCAUUGUGUCCCUCCAGUGGAGGCUCCACUUCGAGUUUGUCACCGCCCGAGGCACAGCAGAGGCGCCUGUGGCCCUUGAGGACCGGUCAGAAGCUGUUGGCUGGACAGGAGCAGAGCAGAUGGACGUGGACACUUUCAGCUGGGACCUGCCCAUCAAGGUGCUGCCCACCAGCCCCCUCCUGGCCACCUCCGCCUCCCAGCUCCCUAGCUCCAGCUGUCUCACUAUCUGAACAGCUCCAGCAGUCCUCGGUAGGAGAGGAGCAUCGCCCCUUUUGUGGGCCAGCUGGCGGGGGAGAUCCGGUGUAUGUGAGUGGCCCUGGGAAGGUUUCUCACGUGGCCCACAGCCCCAGGACUUACCAUCUCCAGUGUAUUGGUGCCAUUGGCAGGACGUGGCAGGCAAGACCUGGCAUCUUCCCGGCCCCCUGGCCCCGGCUGGGGCGUUCCCUUCCCCCAUGGAUGACACUGCCCUGACCUGUUCCUUCUGAAACAGCUUCAGGGCUGAAAGGGGGGGGGGGCUCUUCUUUGCUUUUCAGCUCCACCCAGUAUGCUGUUUUGUGUCUGUCAAUAAAGAGUGCUCUAAC